Messenger RNA from Jaculus jaculus (lesser Egyptian jerboa), 495 nucleotides. Its product is annotated as GTP-binding protein Rheb-like. The record is from RefSeq and is a predicted model, not a curated record. Gene Ontology annotation, molecular function: GTPase activity; GTP binding; GDP binding. The transcript has a single exon. Gene Ontology annotation, biological process: small GTPase-mediated signal transduction. The coding region runs from base 1 to 495 and encodes 164 amino acids. Gene Ontology annotation, cellular component: plasma membrane. NCBI's taxonomy places the organism in Eukaryota, Metazoa, Chordata, Mammalia, Rodentia, Dipodidae.
AUGCGGCAAUCCAAGUCCCGAAAGAUCACCAUCCUGGGCCACCGGUCUGUGGGGAGCUGCACAUUGACAAUUCAGUUUGUUGAAGGCCAAUUUGUUGAUUCCUAUGAUCCAGCCAUAGAAAACACUUUCACAAAGUUGAUCACAGUAAAUGGACAAGAAUAUCAUCUUCAACUUGUAGACAAAGCUGGCCAGGAUGAAUAUUCCAUUUUUCCUCAGACAUACUCCACAGAUACUAAUGGUUAUAUUCUCAUGUAUUCUGUCACAUCAAUCAAAAGGUUUGAAGUUAUUAAGGUUAUCCAUGGCAAAUUGUUGGACAUGGUGGGGAAAGUACAAAUACCUAUUAUGGUGGUUGGAAAUAAGAAAGACCUACAUAUGGAAAGGGUGACCAGUUAUGAAGAAGGAAAAGCUUUGGCAGAAUCUUGGAACGCAGCUUUUUUGGAAUCUUCUGCUAAAGAAAACCAGACUGCUGUUGAUGUUUUUAAAAGGAUAAUUUAA